This is a messenger RNA of Rosa chinensis, 1760 nucleotides long. RefSeq names its product exopolygalacturonase clone GBGE184. Gene Ontology annotation, molecular function: polygalacturonase activity. The record is from RefSeq and is a predicted model, not a curated record. The transcript has 5 exons. The coding region runs from base 103 to 1575 and encodes 490 amino acids. NCBI's taxonomy places the organism in Eukaryota, Viridiplantae, Streptophyta, Magnoliopsida, Rosales, Rosaceae. Gene Ontology annotation, biological process: carbohydrate metabolic process.
UGCAUUCCUAAAUCCGACUUAGCCAUUCCAAAAAAAUAAAAUAAUAAUAAAUAAAUAAAUCAAAUAAAUAAAAAGUAAAAUAAAAAUCUAGUACAUAGAAAGAUGUCUAUGGGAUUGAGCUCGCCAAACAUGGACACCGCAAGGAGAUUGGAGGCUAUUCUUCUCGUAGGCUUAGUUUUUCUCGCUUGCGCGGCCAAUGGUGCAUCCCGUCGACAUCUUUUUGAGGUUGGUGCACCUCGUCGGAGCCUCACUGAUACUACGAACCGAAAAGUAUUCGACGUCACAGCCUUCGGUGCUAAGCCCGAAGCCGGCGAUUCAAAAGGACGCAAAAUGAGAGAGCUUCCCGGCGGUGGAGAUAUAGAUGCUCCUCUACCACAACUUCCCGUUGCUGGUGGCGGCGACUCCGGCAGCGAUGAUGGGAAUGAUGACGGUUCGAAUCCCGAUGCUGACAAUGAUACUGGAAUGGCAUUCAUUAAAACGUGGGUGGCCGCAUGCAGGGGAGAGUACAAGGGUCCAGCAAAGGUUCUUAUUCCAAAAGGCACAUUUUUGGCCGGACCUGUUGUGUUCCAAGGGCCAUGCACCAGCUCCAAGGAGCCAAUCGUUUUGGAAAUUCAGGGAGAAGUGAAAGCCACCACCGAUUUGAGUGAUUAUUCCUCUCCUGAAUGGAUCUCGUUCGAAAAUAUUGACGGUUUGAUUGUCACCGGUGAUGGAGUUAUCAAUGGCCAAGGCGAGAAAACAUGGAACGGUGCCGGCUGCCAUAGCGACGACUGCCCUCAUUCCCCAUCCAACAUAAAAUUCCAGAAGGUUAAGAAUGCACUUAUCGAGGGGAUCACAUCCUUGAACAGCAAGUACUUUCAUUACCACAUCACCGACUCCAGCAACGUUACCAUGGACAAUGUGCACAUUACUGCCCCUGGCGAUAGCCCUAACACAGACGGAUGCCACAUCAGUAAUUCCGACAACGUCAAAGUGAUCAACAGCAUCAUCGGAACCGGGGACGACUGCGUUUCAGUCGGCCAGGGCGCCCGCCAAGUUACCAUCAACAACGUUACUUGCGGCCCUGGCCAUGGCAUCAGUGUUGGAAGUCUUGGUAAGUACAAGGACGAACAGCCCGUAGUCGGUGUCACCGUGACCAAUUGCACAUUGUCGAACACAACCAACGGCGCCAGAAUCAAAACUUGGGCCGGGCCGAACAGAGGAGAAGCAAGAGGAAUUAUAUUCGAUAACCUCGUCUUGGACCAUGUGAAAGCCCCAAUUGUCAUCGAUCAACACUAUGGAGAAAAGAAAAGUGGGGGAGACAAUAAAAAUGCGAAGGAUCCAAACUCCGGAAAGCAAUCCCUAUAUAAGCUCAGUGAUAUUCACUUCAGAAACAUUAAGGGCACCUCGUCGCACAACGUUGCCGUGUCACUAUCAUGCAGCGCUACAAACCCUUGCGACGGGGUUGAAUUGAAUAACAUCGACAUUGCCUUAGGAGGAGCCGGCACCGCCAAAAAAACAGACGUUGCAUCGGAAUGUUACAACGCAAAGGUUACUACUAAGGGCACAAUGAAUCCAGCAGCACCAGCCUGCCAAUAAGUAAUUCGAUUGGAAUAUCUUCUGUGUACAAGAUUUCAGUAUACUUCAUCUAAACAAAGAAAAAAAAAAGAUAUGUAAAAAUACACAUCUACUGUAUUAACUAUUCUUAAUUAGAUCUUUCUCUCUCUGCCGUCUCUAUGUGUAUAUAUAGACAUUGUACGUACACAUAUAGUACCCUCAAGUCA